AUGCAGUUCCCUCAUCCAAGUCCUCCCCAGACUUCAGAAUUGGCCUAUGUUCCUCCCCACUGUCCGACUCUGCGGCCAGCUCUGCAGUGGUACCUAUUUACCUACUUGCAUUUGCAUGCUUUUGAACUGCAACUUGGGCAGGAACUGGAUCAAAAAGAAUUUACGGAAUUUCUGAAGAGUGCAGGACCCCGCCUUGUUGUGGUGAACUUUACAGCAAAAUGGUGUGGGCCUUGCAAAAUUGUUCGUCCUUUUCUUUACGAAUUGGCUGUUCGAUAUGAAAAUGUCCUUUUCUGUAUCGUUGAUGUGGACUUGGCAGAGGAUGUAGCUGUCCUCUGCAGUAUUGUUGUUGUGCCAACAUUUCAGUUCUUCAUGAAAGGAGAUAAGAUCUUCGAAGUAACUGGGACUAAUACAAAAAAGCUUGAAGAGAAGAUUGAAGAAUUUAUGUAA
This is a messenger RNA of Pseudonaja textilis, 447 nucleotides long. The record is from RefSeq and is a predicted model, not a curated record. NCBI's taxonomy places the organism in Eukaryota, Metazoa, Chordata, Lepidosauria, Squamata, Elapidae.